AGUUGUAGCUUGUCAUUUGAGUGAGGAGGUUGUUUGUCCGCGCUCUUAUUUUCACUUUGGGAACACGCGCGAACAGUUACGAUUUUAUUGGUGAAAUUUCUGGUGUUUUUUUUGUGAGACAGUGAAAUUUGUGACGUACGAGAAUUUCGUGUAUUGUGAAUCGUGUUUUUUUUGAGAUGGGGCUUAAUAAUAAUACAUAAGAUAUAAAGUGAAUACUAUUCUUGAAACUUAUUCGUAUACGUCUUGAAAUAAUAAAAUAACAAAGAACAGGAAGAGUAUAUUUUAUUAAAGAAAAAACACCACAAUGCGGGCGCCCACAACAGUGCCGUUCAUAGUGUGCCUACUUUUGGCGAUUAUUGUUAUCACUGUUGCCGAUGAGAUGGCGCAUUUAUCGUUCGGAGGACCGAGAUGCCCUCGUAUGUGUUCGUGCGCUGGCACCACCGUCGACUGCUCUAGAAGAGGACUCAACGCUGUUCCCAGGAAUAUCCCUUUGGACACUGAAAGACUGGAUCUGCAAGGAAAUAACAUCACGAUUUUGUACGAGUCUGACUUUCAAGAUUUAGGAAAACUGAAGAUUUUGCAGUUAUCCGAUAACUUAAUAGGAACAAUACAGAAAGACGCAUUUCAAGAUCUAGUAAAUUUAGAGAGACUACGACUAAAUGGCAACAGUAUACGACACAUUCCAGAAAAUUUAUUUUCUAACGUGCCUAAUUUAUUUCGUUUGGAUUUAAGCCACAACCAGAUAUCUGUCCUCGGGAAAAAAACCUUUCGUGGAAUACAAUCGUUACGAAAUUUGCAAAUUGAUAACAAUAAAUUAACUUGUAUAGAUGAUAACGCGCUGAGAGCAAUGAAGGACUUGGAAAUAUUGACGUUAAAUAACAACAAUUUGACAUGGUUGGGUAAAGAUAUGUUUAGCAACAUGUUCCGAUUGCGAACGCUCCGAUUAAGCGAUAAUCUUUUCCAUUGCGAUUGCCAGAUGUCAUGGCUUGCUAAAUACCUGAGGCAUUCUUCACGAUUAGCACAAUAUACGCGUUGUUAUUCCCCAAGUCAUCUUAAAGGACAAGCUAUAGUCGAUCUUCAAGAUCGUGAUUUCAAAUGCUCAGGUUUAGUUGAAAGAGCUAUUAGUGGAGAAUGUAUCAGCGAACCACAAUGCCCUCACCCUUGUCGAUGCGCUGAUGGAAUUGUUGAUUGCAGACAAAAAGGACUAACAAAAGUUCCUGAUCAUCUUCCUGACAGCAUAACUGAAUUGCGGUUUGAACAAAACGAAAUAACUGAAAUUCUACCGAAAGCUUUCGUGGUUCACAAAAGACUCAGAAGAAUAGAUUUGAGCAACAAUAAAAUUUCAAAAAUUGCUCCAGACGCUUUUCAAGGACUUAAAGCCCUAAGUUCGUUGGUACUGUACGGCAACAAAAUAAAAGAUUUGCCAGCUGGUGUUUUCCAAGGAUUGGUGUCGUUACAACUACUAUUACUUAAUGCCAACGAGAUAUCUUGUAUACGAAAAAAUACGUUCAGAGACCUUCACAGCUUGAGUUUAUUAUCUUUAUAUGAUAACAAUAUUCAAUCUUUGGCUAAUGGAAGCUUUGAUUCGCUUAGAAGCAUUCAAACCCUCCAUUUGGCUCGGAAUCCAUUUAUCUGUGAUUGUAAUCUGAAAUGGCUGGCAGAGUAUCUACAUAAAAAUCCCAUUGAGACCUCCGGAGCAAGAUGCGAAACUCCAAAAAGAAUGCAAAGAAGAAGAAUCGAAUCAUUAAAAGACGAAAAGUUCAAAUGUAAGGGUCAAGAAGAAUUUAGAACUAAAUUUGCUGGUGAAUGUCUUAUUGACAACGCCUGUCCAUCCGGUUGUUCUUGUGACGGAACCAUCGUGGAUUGUUCAGGAAGAGAGUUGAAGGAAAUUCCACGAGACAUUCCAUUAUACACAACAGAAUUAUUACUACAUGAUAAUGAUUUGGGACGUAUAAAAUCAGAUGGACUUUUUGGAACACUACCCAACUUAAUCAAACUUGAUUUGAGACGUAAUCAAAUAACUGGAAUUGAAGAAAAUUCCUUUGAAGGUGCUUCCAAGAUAUCUGAAUUGUUGCUUUCUGAAAACAAGUUGCUGGAAAUUCAUAACAAAAUGUUCUUAGGCUUACAUAAUUUGAAAGUCUUAUCGUUAAAUAAUAAUCAAAUAACUUGUGUUAUGCCAGGAUCUUUCGAUUUUCUUCAAUCGUUACAUACACUGAAUCUGGUACAAAAUCCAUUCAUGUGCAAUUGUCAUUUAGCAUGGUUUUCUGAUUGGUUAAAGAAUAAAGGAUUAAGUGGCUCACCUCCGAGAUGCGCUGGUCCGGAUCGAGUCAAAGAAGUUCUCAUUAGAGAACUACCCAAAACUGAAUUCAAAUGUCUAAGUGAAAGUGAUCAAGGAUGUUUAGGCGAAAAUUACUGUCCUCCAAUGUGUUCUUGCACGGGAACUGUAGUUCGAUGUUCUAGGGCUAAUCUCAAAGAAAUACCUCGUGGUAUACCACCGGAAACGUCAGAACUUUAUUUAGACUUCAAUGAAAUCGACAGGAUACAAGGAGAUAGGAUUAAACAUUUGAAAUCAUUGACAAGACUGGAUCUUAGUAACAACAAAAUAGCAAUGUUAUCAAAUGACACGUUCACGAAUCUAUCAAAAUUGUCUACCCUUAUAAUCAGCUAUAAUAAGUUACAGUGCAUUCAAAGGGAUUCAUUGCAGGGAUUGUUGUCUUUAAGAAUUUUGUCUCUACACGGAAAUCAAAUAUCGUUAAUUCCAGAAGGAACUUUUGCUAAUUUGAAAUCGAUCAGUCACAUAGCACUUGGAGCGAACCCAUUAUAUUGCGACUGUUCUUUAAAAUGGUUGUCAGAUUGGGUAAAAGUUGAUUACGUAGAACCAGGAAUAGCUCAUUGCGCCGAACCUCCGGCAAUGAAAGACAAAUCAAUUCUAUCUACACCGUCUUCAUCUUUCGUUUGUAAAGGAAAAGUAAGCAACGACAUUUUAGCAAAAUGCGAUGCUUGUUAUACAUUUCCUUGCCAAAACGAAGGGAAAUGCGUCACUCUGUCUGAAGGGGACUUUCAGUGCAAAUGUGCCCCCGGAUAUCACGGAAAGAAAUGCGAGUUUAUGAUCGACGCUUGUUACGACAACCCCUGCCGAAAUGAUGGGAGUUGUAAAGUGCUUGAGGAGGGGAGAUUCAGCUGUCAAUGCCUCCCAGGGUUUACCGGAAUGCGAUGCGAACACAACAUCGACGACUGCAUCAACAACAAGUGCGAAAACAACGCCACUUGCGUCGACGGUAUCGCCGGUUACCGAUGCAAAUGUCCCGCCGGAUUCAUGGGUGAUUACUGUGAAAGAAAAAUUCCCUUUUGUACUGAACAAUAUAACCCUUGUAAAAAUAACGGUCGUUGCGUUGAUCACGAUUAUUAUUACACUUGCGAGUGUUUACCUGGUUUUAAGGGCGAGAACUGUACCAUCAACAUCGACGACUGUGAGAACCACAUGUGCCAGAAUGGAGGUACAUGUGUAGACGGUGUAAAUGAAUAUUUCUGUAAAUGUACUGGAGAGUACAGUGGGAAGUUAUGCGAAAUUACGCCAUUGGUAGCUAUGAUGUACCCACAAACUUCACCUUGCCAACAUCACGAUUGUGUUCACGGUGUUUGUUUUCAACCGUCUGGUACCAAUGAUUACCUCUGCAAAUGUGCUCCCGGAUACUCUGGAAAACGAUGUGAAUAUCUCACUAGUCUUAGUUUUAUCCAUAAUACUUCGUACGUGGAAUUAGAACCUUUAAGAACCAAACCAGAAGCUAACGUGACAAUUAUUUUUGCAACCAAGAAAGAAAAUGGAGUUUUGAUGUAUGACGGUCAUCAAGAACAUUUGGCAGUUGAACUUUUCAAUGGAAGAAUACGAGUUAGUUACGAUAUUGGCAAUUAUCCCGUUUCGACGAUGUACAGCUUUGAAACUGUAUCUGAUGGAGAAUAUCACGUAGCGGAACUGAUAGCUAUUAAAAAGAACUUUACUCUUCGCGUCGACAGAGGAUUAGCUAGAAGCAUCAUAAACGAAGGUUCUAAAGAAUAUUUGAGGUUAAGUACUCCUAUGUAUUUAGGUGGGAUACCUCCGGAAGCAGGACAGGAAGCUUUUACCCAGUGGCAUUUGAGGAAUCUAACUAGUUUUCAUGGUUGUAUGAAAGAAGUUUGGAUAAACCACAAGCCGGUGGAUUUUGGUAACGCCCAAACUCAACAGAAAGUCCAGCCGGGUUGCGGAAUAAUAAAUCAAGAUCGCGAAGAAGAUGAACAAGAAGACGAAAUGGACGAAAUGAUAGAAGAGCCUGCUAAUCCUCCGGAUCCGUGUCUCGCUAAUCACUGCAAACACGACAGCAAAUGCGUACCGACUAAAAACGGAGAAUACGCAUGUAAAUGUAGACCUGGUUUUAAGGGGAAAUAUUGCGAGCAAGGUGAGGAAGAGUUAGCUGCAACUUGCCGGAAAGAGCAAGUUCGUGAACACUACACCGAGCAUGGAUGCAGAUCAAGGAAACCUCUUAAAAUGGCCAAAUGUGUCGGCAGCUGUGGAACAAGCUGCUGUCACGCAAGAAAAAGUAAAAGGCGAAAGGUUCGUCUAAUUUGCAACGAUGGCACCCGUUACACUAAAGACAUCGAUAUCGUGCGUAAAUGCGCUUGUACUAAGAAAUGCUACUGACUGACAGACGCCGCUAAUCACAAUUCUAACGCCAAAUCAUCAUCAUCAUCAUUUAUAUCAACGCCCCUAACUGAGACUGUAUACGUGGACGACGACAUUAGCCAACCCGUUCACGCUCCCAUGACCCAAGACUUUGAACCAGAACCGGCCACAAAUCAGCCGUACAAAUUGACGUUUUACUAUGAAAACGACAAAAAUAAUAAUGCGAAAAGUAUGCAGAAUGACUCUCCUCAAGAUCCGCAAAAAGAUUACGACGGAUUGGUCGUACAGAGUUACGAUAGUACUUUUGAAGGAAAUAAGGCAGCCAGAUAUGCAAAAGACCACAACGAGCAUGAUGCUGGGUGUAUGCUUUCCGCAUUCCUGUAUUUCGUAACAAUUACUUCAUUCGUAUAUUUAGCCAUAUUGUGGAUCAAACAACGAAUGCACAUGCACGUGGAACAAAUGCAGUGGUGGUAGUACUGCGCCCCACUCAUUUUAGGAUAUUUCAAAUUUAAUAUUUAAACUUGAAGAAAUACAUCGUUUAUUCGAAGUGUAGAGUUUUUAAUUGAUUGUUUUAUAACAACGUCAAUACAAUACUAAUUUCGUUUAAUAAUUGGAUAAUAUUCCAUUAUUUAUUUAUGUUAUAAAACAAUCUCUUAUUAUUUAUAUAUAUAUUUAUAUAAAUUGCAUGUUUAGAAGAACUUCAAAUAAGUGCAUGUCGAUUCUGAAUAGUAAUUAUUUAUUACCCCCGAUUGUGAUUGUUUUUAAUUGAUAAGUAAUGAACGACGAAAAAACAAAUCCGAAAAAGACAAAUAAUAAAUAUUAAUAACAAAAACCCCGAAACAGACUGUAUUGAUAUUAAAAAGAAAAAAAAUAACAACCCUGAUGAUGUUAGAAUUGUGACUAGCGGCGUUUAAAUUUUAAAUCUUACAAAAAAACAUUAAGAAUUAUAGGUUAGGUUUUAUUGUGUGAAACACAGAGCCAUGUCUUGAUGAGCGGUAUCAAGUAAACUUUCCGAUGAUUUAUAGAAUUCAUUUGUAUGGUGUUUUUAUCGUUAUGUUUGCCUAUAAAAAAGUCAUAGAAUAAUAUUAUACUCAAAUCCAUUUAUUUUGUAGUUCUAUAAAAAUAUAAUCAAAAGAAAUGGUAUAAAAUAUUGUAACACACUGAGAUUUGUACAGUAAUUAAAAACAUAAUUCAAGGAUUGCACAAAGAUCGAUAUUUAUAACUUUUUACUUAAAAUUUUAACAUUUUUCUAAAUAUAUCUGUCAACUUCCCCUUCCUUCUAUUGUGCUAGCUCUCCUGGACAUUUUACAACUAUCCACGUAACUCUAGAAUAUUCGAUAACUGUUUAAUCACACAAGCAAAGGCCAAGCUACAUUGGAAAGAAGAAUCGCAUAUCUAGUUUUGCUUCACUAUAUAUUAAUUUGUAAUUUGCUACUUUUUCAAUCACUGGAAACUAAUGUCCAAUUUUCUAUCGUACUUUGAGCUAGUUAUCUAUUUUCUGGGAGGUUGGCUGCUAACCUAGCUCCUUAAUCUCCUCUUUUUUCUUGCAACAAUGCCACCAGGUUUCUCAGUUGAAGCAGCAGAGAGGCGGAGUCAUAAUCCUGUGCUAUACAUGCCUAUAAAUGCCCAUUAGAUGCAAAUUAAAACUAGAAGGUAAAAUAAUACAACAGAGAAUAAAAUACAAAUAUCUUAGAAUUGACAUAACCGGUUAUUGAGACGAGGUAAGAGAACAAGUAGCUGGAGCAAAUAGUAUGGCUGAACGAACAACUAAAACAAGAAACAAAGGCACCAAUUCAAAAAACAGCAAUCAAACCUAUAUAUCAGACAUAAAGCAGGAAACAUCAGAAAGGAAACAACUCUUGGAGACCACAGAAAUGAAAAUUCUCAACAAAGUUUCUGUUCACCUCCGGUUCUACCGAAAGUCGGCCAUCUUUUUGCCAUAUACAGAUCGUUUUAACUCGUCCUGGGACACCCUGUAUAGAUGAUAACUAUCCCACCUUUACUUAAAUUAAAUGUUUCAAAUAUUCUAAAGUAUUAUUAAAUUUUAUGUAACUAUUCUGAAGGGCAUGAAAUAACAUUUGAUUUCUGUGAAACCCUUGAUAUUUGUUAAAAAAUACCUGAAACCUCAGAGUGUACAGUGUUAUUAACACGAGUCGAUUAUAGUA
Molecule: messenger RNA, 6822 nt
Organism: Diorhabda sublineata
Lineage: Eukaryota; Metazoa; Arthropoda; Insecta; Coleoptera; Chrysomelidae
Gene: sli
Product: protein slit
Exons: 32
Coding region: 305-4675 (1456 amino acids)
Biological process (GO): axon guidance
Molecular function (GO): calcium ion binding; heparin binding; Roundabout binding
Source: RefSeq, a predicted model, not a curated record